Molecule: messenger RNA, 1916 nt
Organism: Venturia canescens
Lineage: Eukaryota; Metazoa; Arthropoda; Insecta; Hymenoptera; Ichneumonidae
Gene: Tgt
Product: tRNA-guanine transglycosylase
Exons: 8
Coding region: 166-1452 (428 amino acids)
Cellular component (GO): cytosol
Molecular function (GO): tRNA-guanosine(34) queuine transglycosylase activity
Source: RefSeq, a predicted model, not a curated record
CCGAGACGGCGGGUUGGCGGGCAGCGACCUCGGCCCUGCGAUCACGAUCACGCUAAUCAUUACUUCGCUCGGCAGGCUUGGUUUCCGGUUCCGUUUUCUGCUUCUGCUUUACCCUUGUGGAUUGUGGAAACACGUGUUGCGUGUUUACUAAACGACAUCCAACCAAUGCAAUCGAUGCACAGAUGUUCAUUUCAUAACCUACGAAUGGCGAGUGCUAGUCGUACGGGACGAGACAUAGUUUCCAAAAUGAGCACCAUGGCUCAAGAAAUUCCGAAACAAAAAAAACCAUUAACUUUCGAAGUGAUUGCAGAGUGUACAACAACCAAAGCGAGAACUGGAAAAAUGACUAUCGUUCAUCAACAAGUGGACACACCGGUUUUUAUGCCGGUCGGAACACAAGGAACUCUAAAAGGUUUAUUGCCACAGCAAUUGGAACAAAUAGGAUGUCAAAUAAUGCUUGGAAACACAUAUCAUUUAGGCACAAGACCGGGUCCAGAAAUUAUGAAAAAAGCAGGGGGAUUACAUAAAUUUAUGAAUUGGAAACGAGGUCUUCUCACAGAUUCCGGUGGUUUUCAAAUGGUUUCGCUACUUAAGCUCGCUGAAAUAACUGAAAAGGGAGUUAAAUUUACUUCACCUUAUGAUGGAUCAGAAUGUAUGUUGACACCAGAACACUCCAUAGAAAUUCAAAAUGCAAUUGGAGCAGAUAUAGUUAUGCAACUGGACGAUGUUGUGAGUAGCACAACAACAGGACCUCGAGUCGUAGAGGCUAUGGAAAGAACAACUCGCUGGCUCGAUCGAUGUCUUGAAGCUCAUCAAAGGCCAGAAGAACAAAGCAUUUUUCCAAUAGUCCAAGGUGGUUUGAAUGCUGAAUUGCGAAUGGAAAGUGCAAAAAGACAAUCAAAGCGCAAUGUAAAUGGUUUUGCUAUCGGUGGCCUCAGCGGCGGAGAGAGCAAAAAUGACUUUUGGAGAAUGGUGCACCUCUCGACAGAUUUGUUACCAAAGGAUAAACCACGCUACUUGAUGGGCGUUGGUUUUGCAGUCGAUCUCGUCGUCUGCUGUGCUCUCGGUGUUGACAUGUACGAUUGUGUUUUUCCUACGAGAACCGCCAGAUUUGGUUGUGCUCUGGUGAGAACGGGACAGUUGAACUUACGUAAGGGAAUCUACGCGAGUGACAAUAAUCCAAUAGACGAAUCAUGUCACUGCAGUACUUGCAAAACAUAUACCCGAGCUUAUCUUCACCACGUGGUGACCGUUGAGACUGUCGCCUGUCAUUUAUUGACGGUUCAUAAUAUUGCCUUCCAAUUGCGACUUAUGCGUGAUAUUAGGGAAAGCAUUUGCGAAGAUAGAUUUCCGAAGUUUGUCAAAGAUUAUAUGCUCGAUGUGUAUCCGGAUAAAGAAUAUCCAAAAUGGAUCGUUGACGCAUUGAGUGCUGUGAACAUCGAGUUACACUGAAAACAUUUUCUCAAGACUCCAUUUUUGCUAUUAUGGAUUGAAUUUUCGUCUUCGCAGACGCAGUACCUGUUAAAAUGAAGAACACUUGAUAAUUGACAUUGAAUAUUUUCUAAAAUGCAAUGGAUUAUUGGCGUUUGUACCGUAAUUCAGUAGAAACAGUCUGUAUUUUUAAUAACUGCUUAUUUAUAACAUUAUCAUGGCGACUUAGCUUUUAAAUGAAACAAAUAUUAAUACUAUAAUUUCCGAUUAUCACAUCGUAACGUUUGGUACAUUGUUCGGAACUGUAGUUUUUCAUUGACAGUAGUGAUUUUGUUAAACGAUUUCGCGAAAAAUUCUACUGGUCGAUCGAGUAAGUAGCUUUUAUAUCAUAUAAUUCAAAGGGUUCGAAUAGGAUUAUUUUAAGGAAGUUGAAGCGAUAUAUAUAGGACAUCAUACGAAAAUACAUUAGAUUUUAUUAUUCCAAA